UUAAAUAAUUAAUAUUGCUCGAUAAAAAACGUAUUUCCCUCUUGAAAUCAAUCGUUUGGACAUGUACUAACAAAACUUUCAAAAUCCGUUUAUUACCCAGUGCCGCUGGUUCAGCGUUUUUAAAUUCAGCCCAUCCAUUUAUACCGAUUAAAUGUUAAACCAUCGCUAAAGUUUGAAUAGAUCUUUUAAUUAUCUGCCAAUAAUGUAUUAUUUCAUGGAAAUAAUAGUCAAUGUUGGUUUAAGUUGAAACAAAAAGGUAGCACGCGUCUGCUGCCUCUGCCAAGAAGGAAUGCCGUAUCAUCAAAUUUUUCUACUCGUUUUUUUAUAUAACAGUGUAUUUUUAGACAACAUUUUGUUGACUUGAUUGAUGAACGUCACAGUUCCAUCUGGGGCUGACAACAAUAUAGAUAGAAGAUGUCAGAAGAAGGAGGAAGAGGGCGAGCCCAACGGGGUCGUGGAUUUGGAAGAGGAAAAUCUAAUCCUCCUGAAAAACGUGUAAGAUUGCCUGGACAAUUUCCUCCUGAACAUAUGGUUUAUAAACAGCCAAGACAGCCUGGAGGACCAGCGCCCGUUCCUAGCAGUGAACAGCACCGUCCUAUGUAUCGAGGUCGAGCUGUGACUCACACGGCCCCAACUGCUGUAGGAUCUCAAGGCCCUUCUAGCGUACAGCAACCUAUGAGUGAAUUAUCACUGACAGAAGCUAGAGGUGGUGGAGAACCUUCACGUGGUACUAUGCGCCAAAGGCCGUUUGAAGAAUUUAUUAGAACUCGCCCGCAGACGAUUGUAUCAAAACUAGGAUCGGCUGGAAGAAGAGUACCAUUGCAAGCGAAUUUUUUCGAACUUCAAACAGCUCCUAACUGGUCUUUAUAUCAAUACAGGGUUGACAUGAAGCCCGAUGAAGACCGUACAUCAAUUCGAAAAGGUCUCUUACGUGCCCAUUCAGAAUUGUUAGGAGCAUAUAUGUUUGAUGGGACUGUAUUGUACACUGUUAAGAAACUCAACCCUGAUCCACUGGAGUUAUUCUCGAUGAAGAAAGGAAAAGAGGAUAAAGAAGAUACGCAAGUCCAAAUUAUAAUAAAGUCUACUAUAAACAUUUCAGCAGGUGAUCCGCACUACAUUCAAUUUUUUAAUAUUGUUUUAAGAAAGUGCCUAGCAUCUCUUGAUCUUCAGUUAGUCGGAAGGGACUAUUAUGAUGCCGCUGCAAAGGUGAGUAUACAAGAACACAAGUUUGAAAUCUGGCCAGGGAUUCUGACCUCAAUCAGACAGCACGAACAAAGUGUUUUGUUGAAUGUGGAUAUAUCCCAUAAAAUUAUGAGACAUGAGACUGCUUUUGACUUACUGAAAGAAUGUAAGCAAAAAUAUGAUAGAGUAGAGGAAAAUUUUCGCCAGAGCAUUUUAGGUACAACUGUUAUUACACUUUACAACAAUAAAACUUACAGAGUUGACGAUAUAGAAUGGUCAAUGACUCCGAACAGUACAUUUAAGAAACAAAACCAAGAUGUCUCUUUUGUAUCAUACUACAGAGAUAGGUACAACCUUCACAUACAAUAUCCUGAUCAGCAGCCUUUGCUUGUUUCUCGACCCAAAGCCCGUGAUAUAAGAGGUGGGCGUACUGACAAUAUCCUUCUAGUGCCAGAAUUAUGUAAUUUAACUGGACUAACAGAUUCUAUGCGAACUAAUUUUAACCUGAUGAAAACUUUAGCUGACCAUACACGUAUCAGACCAGCCCAAAGGGUUGAUAAGUACCAAAGCUUUCUAUCAAGACUCACCACAAGUCAAGCAGCACGAAAUGAACUCGAAACGUGGCAUCUUAAAUUUUCAAAUAAGAUGGUUGAAUUUACUGGACGUGUGCUAGAAAAUGAAUCGGUUGUGCUUGGUAACGAAAUCUCUGUAAAGAGUGAUAAUGCAGCUGACUGGUCUCGUGCAAUCCGAGGGAACGGAAUGCUCCAGAAAGCAACGUUUGACCGAUGGGGCAUCAUAUACCCUCGUAAAAUUUCUCGAGAUACACAAUCCUUUAUUAGGACACUAAUCAAUGCCGCCAACGGUAUUCGAUACACCAUCGCAGAACCAAUAGCCUAUGAAGAAAUUCCUGAUGACCGGUCACAGACAUACGUGCAAGCAAUUGAAAAAAUUAUUAAUCAAUCAUCUCCAAGCCUUAUAAUGUGCAUUGUACCAAACAACAGAUCUGAUAGAUACUCGGCAAUUAAAAAGAAGUGUUGUGUAGAUAGAGCAAUGCCUAGUCAAGUAGUUUUAUCAAAAAAUCUGUCCUCCAAAGGAGUAAUGUCUAUUGCAACUAAAAUUGCUAUUCAAAUGAACUGUAAAAUUGGUGGAGGACCUUGGUCAAUUGUUGUUCCUUUUAAGAUACCUGCAAUGAUAAUAGGAUUUGAUGUUUGCCAUGAUACAACUAUUAAAGGGCGAGCAUACGGUGCAAUGGUUGCGUCGUUGAAUGGAAAUUACACCAGGUAUUAUUCAGCAGUAACACCUCAUUCCACGGGCGAAGAGCUUUCUAACGACCUUUCCAUACAAAUUUGCAAAGCCAUUGUACAAUUUAGAAAAAUAAACAACGCUUUACCUUCUAAAAUAAUACUGUACAGAGAUGGUGUGGGAGAUGGGAACAUACCGUAUGUUUUCACACAUGAAGUUGAACUGAUAAAGGCAAAAGUGCAGAAAUUAUAUGAAUCAACACCCCUUCCACUUGCAGUGAUAAUUAUUUCAAAACGUGUGAAUACAAAAAUAUUUUUUAACAGAGAUAACCCUCCCCCAGGAACAGUAGUCGACGAUGUAGUCACGUGCCCAGAUAAGUACGAUUUCUAUCUAGUAUCUCAGUCUGUUAAACAGGGAACUGUCGCCCCUACGUCAUACAAUGUGAUUUCUGAUACUACUGGAUUGACGCCAGAUAUUAUGCAACGCCUAGCAUACAAAAUGACUCAUUUGUACUUUAACUGGAGUGGGACUGUUCGAGUGCCAGCACAGUGCCAGUAUGCACACAAACUUGCAUUUUUGAUCGCCCAGCAUAUCCAUAAACAACCAAACUUGGGCCUCUCUGAUCUCUUGUACUUCUUAUAACAUGAAACUACAAAAAAAAAAAAAUUGUAUUUAUAUAGCACAUCUAUAUAUAUACACAUAUUUUAUACUUUUACACAUUUUAUACUUGCUUUAAUUUUUUAUAUAUUUUUUAAUGGAAGAAGUUUUUUUUUAAAUUAAAAAUAUAGAAAUUUCUUCAUUGUUUUAAGCAUUAAUAUGUUCACUUUAACGAUAUUAUGUUUUAUACAUUUUUAUGCAAUGUUUUGCUUCGUUUUUUAACUCUAUAUAACAUAAAUAUUGGAAAAACGUUUAUUUCUAGGUUCACUUUUACAAACCAGUAGUGAUUAAAAUGUCCUUUUCCAAUUUUUGAUUCUUGAUUAUCCUGGGUUAAAUUAUUUUUCCCAGGUUAUUAGUGUUAUUAGUAUAUGUACUAUAUUAUAUAUAGUACAUGUACUAAAUAUAUAAUAUUCUAAAAAAUGUAAAAUAAUUUUCACCAAAUUUAGUAUUUACUAUUUUAUACAUUCGUUCAUAAUUCCAUAUUCUGAAAUACUUAAGUGAAGAAUAUGUAUAUUUUUAUUACUAUAAAAAUUUAAAAAAAUAUAUAUUUUUUAAAUUGAAAAGAGAGAAAGGAAAAAUUACUCUCUUGAUUUGUUGUGUGUUAAAUCAAAUAGAAUAGUUAAUUAACUUUUAUAUGAUUACUUUAACAAUUUAAUUAAUGUUACAAUAAAUUACUUAAUUUUCUCUAUAUAGUAUAUGUAUAUAAAGUUAUAAGAUUGAAAGAGAAA
This is a messenger RNA of Cimex lectularius (bed bug), 3809 nucleotides long. Its product is annotated as piwi-like protein Siwi. Bases 415 to 3066 code for a protein of 883 amino acids. Gene Ontology annotation, cellular component: P granule. Gene Ontology annotation, biological process: regulatory ncRNA-mediated gene silencing. The transcript is spliced from 19 exons. Gene Ontology annotation, molecular function: protein binding; piRNA binding. The record is from RefSeq and is a predicted model, not a curated record. Lineage: Eukaryota; Metazoa; Arthropoda; Insecta; Hemiptera; Cimicidae.